Molecule: messenger RNA, 4538 nt
Organism: Balaenoptera musculus (blue whale)
Lineage: Eukaryota; Metazoa; Chordata; Mammalia; Artiodactyla; Balaenopteridae
Gene: TDRD5
Product: tudor domain containing 5
Exons: 19
Coding region: 209-3397 (1062 amino acids)
Biological process (GO): germ cell development; spermatogenesis
Source: RefSeq, a predicted model, not a curated record
GCAAGAGGCAGGCGCCCGCCAUCCCAGAAGGCCACCUACGCUGCCUGGGAGCCCGGCCAAGCGGCCCCAGGACUGGGGCGGAACCCAGGCUAGACUCCGGAGCAGCCAGGACCUUCCCGACCGUCCCACCUGCAGCGCGCCCUCAGGGCCGGAACGCGGCGCCGUGGGAGCACCGCGCAGGCCCUCCGGCACAGUCUUGUAGGGCACAAUGUCUGAACAAGAGCGUAUACAGGAAUGCCUGAGGAAGGAAAUAAGGUCACUUCUCAUUUCCACCAAAGAUGGUUUGACCCCACAGCAGUUGGAAAAGGAGUACCUUUUGAUGGUUGGCAACCAUUUACCACUCCGAAUCCUUGGGUAUCGGUCCACCAUGGAGCUGGUGUUGGAUAUGCCUGAUGUUGUCAGUGUCUGCCCCUGUGGGGACGGUACUGUAAUACUGAAAGCCAUUCCAGAUGAAUCCACCAAAGGAAUAGCAAGUUUAGUUGCAAAACAGAGGGACAACCAUAAGGUUCGAAACUCCGUGCGGAGGGGAAGGGCCAGUGUUUGCUCUGGGCCCAGCUCUCAACGGCAAGUACCUUACCGAGGAAGGGUGCCCCCUAUUCUUCCAGCUGUCGUGAAGAGUGAGUUGAAAGACCUCUUGGCGUUAUCGCCUGUUCUCCUUUCUGAUUUUGAAAACGCAUUUGCCAAGCGAUUUGGACGAUCAUUCCAGUAUGUGCAGUAUGGCUUCUUCUCUAUGUUUGAAGUGCUGAAUGCCGCUGCAGAUGUCAUUUCUGUAGAACAGACCAGAGCAGGUUCUUUGUUGAGGCUGAAGAAGAGCCUAUCUGAGGAAAAGCAGAGAGGAUGGCCAGCAGGUAAAAUUUUUACCCAGCCUUUUAGAAGGAAGCAACAAGGGUCAUAUCCCACAGUCUCCCCAGUAGCAAUGGCACGCUUUUCACAACCCACUUCAAACAGGGAACCACCGAAGCAAAUACUGGACGUGGAGAAUAUUUCUAGGUCAAAUGUGGUGGAGACUUCAAGGCUGAAUCACACUGAAAAAUUAAACCAGUUGGAGAAUACCUUCAAAUCAGUUAUUGCACAAACUGGACCUGGAGGGACUAUCAAUCCAGAGCUAAAACAUAAGAUAAAAUUUGUUGUAUCCAGGUUUCCAGAGGGUUUACUUAUUUCUAAACUUCUUGGAGAGUUUGAGGUAAUUUUUAAAGAGCAACUUUCACCCAAAAAACUGGGCUUCUUAAAUGCGACCGAGCUUGUUGGAGCUCUUAGUGACAUUCUCCAUGUUGAGUUCAGGGAAGGAGAACAAGACUUGCUGGUGUUUGAUGCUGAUAUGAAGCCUCUACCACCUGAUGGAGCUGUGUCAUCAGUCAGAAAUUCAUGUUUAGUUCAAUCAGAUAAGAAAAUAGAAGCCAAAGCUUGUGUGUCCAGUCCUCCUAGAAAUUCACUGUCUACUACUGUUAUCAAGGAGACUACACGGGAUUACCCUUCAAAAAACCACAAAGAGCCAGAACAGAAGAUUUGCAAGAAGCCUAAUCUGGUGGUAAAGCCUUUACAGCUGCAAGUAGAAAUUAAAUCACAGCUCAACUUGGCAAUGGCAAAUCAUGAUAUCCCACCUGACGCUGUACGGGACAAGAAAUUAUGCAAACUACCCCCAUUAGGUACCAGUACCCUCGUGGGGGUCUUUGUGGAGUAUAUCAUCUCUCCUAGUCAAUUCUACAUCCGAAUCUAUAGCAGGGAUUCAUCAGAGUUACUUGAAGACAUGAUGAUUGAAAUGCGGCGCUGUUAUUCUAAUCAGCUGGUUUCUGAUCGAUAUGCCAUGCCAGAGUAUUUUAUCCAAACGGGACAUCUCUGUUGUGUAAGGAUUUCUGAGGAUAAGUGGUGGUAUCGGGUCAUUAUCCAUCGAAUUCUUGGGAAACAGGAAGUUGAAGUGUUCUAUCCAGACUUCGGAAAUAUUGGAACUGUUCAGAAGUCCUCCCUGAGGUUCCUCAAGUGCUGCUACACCAGGCUUCCAGCUCAGGCUAUCCCCUGUUCUUUGGCUUGGGUGAGACCAGUAGAGGAACAUUGGACAUCCAGAGCUAUUUUGCAGUUCCAGAAGUUGUGUGGUUUGAAGCCAUUAGUGGGGGUAGUGGAUGAAUAUGUAGAUGGAAUCCUUAACAUUUUUCUGUGUGAUACAUCCUCACAUGAAGACAUCUAUUUCCAUCAUGUCUUGAGAACAGAGGGCCAUGCUAUUGUAUGCCAAGAAAAUGUCCCUUCUAAGGGUUUCAGAGACCUCAACCCUUUAACUUUAUACACUAAAUCCAGUGCAGGGCCAGAGGACAUUGUCCUGACAGAACUGGGUUAUCCUUCCCAGCAGCACUAUUUUAAUGAAGAUCGAGAGAUAAGUCCACAAUCAAAAGAGAGAGAAUUAUAUACCCUGCGAGAUAUUAAUGAUGAAAAGACUUUCAGUCACCUUAAGUCAGUCACCUCAAAGGAGCUGUUAAAGGAUUCUGAAUUCAGUUCUUUGAAAACCCAAGAGAAGAGCUGUGAAGACGAUCCAAAGUGUUCCUUCUCCGAGCUAAAAGAUCUGAAGGAAGAAGAUGAGGAUGAGAUUCCCACUGGAAUGCCAUGCCUGGAGUCAGUAACCAUAGGUGAUGAUAUAUGGGAUGAGAACUGGUUACCUUUGCAGGCUGGAAUGGGAGAAGGAAGUGAUGCUGCCUCCCACUUAUCUACCUCAAGCCUUGGUGGAAAGAAACCAUAUUCAUCAUGUAAAGAAAUGCCACAGAAGGAUUGUUGUUUUUCUACACCCAAAGAUAUAUGGGAUGAUUCAUGGCAGCCUUCAGGUCUUGUGAGUGAAAAGAAAGUAGAAGUUCAAAACCUAGAAGGACUGGGUGCUCAAGAAAAAAAUACUGGCACAACCAGAAUUCAAAAGCAACCAGACUUAAAGAGUUCCUCAGAUUCUCCCGCGUUGCCCGAAUUGGAGGAGCUCUACAUCUCUCUUAUCCAGUCGCAGCAGUCAGCAGAAGGUGGCCAGUUUGAGCCUAGCAGCAUUGAGACUCGGCCAGAGCAAAUUCAGCUGUCCACAGCAGCGCUCAACUCAACUCCUGCAGUGGUCGCUUCCCCACAAAAACACUCUGGUUCAGAUGCAAAACCUUUGUCAGAUACAUCUGUUGCAAAUAUUUCAGUGGAAAGCUCUCCAGAGAGCCUAGAGAAUGAAGAUUUUUCUAGUAGCCAUGCUAUUACAGUGUUCAAAGAUAAGAGUCAGGGAGCCAUGGACCAGCUGUCUUUGAUUUUGUCUCCUGAGCACCAGAUUUCUCAGAAGCUCUACAUUCCUCGAAGCACAGCCACUGCUGCCUUAGGAGCUGCUGCGCGGCUAGCCACAUCCAGGAGCCUCCUGCACUGGUACCCCAGUGUGAAAAGGAUGGAAGCAUGAGAGAGCAGGGAGGAUAAAAUAAACUAGAUGCUUAGGGCAUGGUGACCUCCCAGGCCAAAAGAAGAAGGAGGUAUUGAGACAAAGUAGUAUUUUGAUGGUUGAUGCUUGUGUCUUUCUGUGUGACUCUUCGUUAGCUUUGUUAUGCUAACAGUCCGCUUUGUUGUGUAAGUAUUGAUGUUUAAUGUUAAUUUUCAUUUUUAUGGAUGUUUCUUUUUCUGUAUGGUUUUGUUCACCUUUGCUCAGUGUAGUAGUUUAAAGGAUUUUUUGUGUUUCUAUAAAUGUUUUUCUUGUAUAUAUCGUGACUGAUAAAUGUAAACUGAAAAACUAAUGUUUUGUGAUCCAUAUGCAAUAAGACAAAAAUUCUCACAUCCCUAUCUCCAGAAAAAGGAUGUCUGAAUUUUAAGGCUGCUUUUUCUCAUUUGAAAACUUCUAUAUCAUAGAGAGAAUCUAGGGCUCCAAUCUUUACCAUCAUUAUUUCUUUGAAAUACUAGGAUCAGUAAGAAAAUCCAUACCAUGAAGCUUUGGUCAUGUGAACCCUUUUACAUUUAAAAAAAAUUAAGCUGUCUUUCAGCAUAGGCAAUUUCUUGAAGACUUAACAACAAAAUUAUAGAGACCGAUUGUUGAAACUUAGCUGAGCCAUCUCUGUAAGUCAUCAUAGUUCCCUGGAGCCUUAAUGUAACAGUAGUUAAACAGUGGUAUUGUUUAAGCAUUUAUAUAACAUGAUGUUCUCUGAAGUUCAAUUUAUUAUGUGACAUUCUGUUUAGCUCAUAGUAUAAACCAUCAGGAGAAAAGACUGAAAGGUGAAAUUAAAGAAUGUGAGUGAUACAAAUUUCUUUAUGAUAAAAUACCAGACUUAUACCCAAAUGUAAAAAAUCCAAUACAGAAGCAUUUCUUAGUGGUAAAAUCAGAGAAAGAGGUGUGAAUUACUGGCACGCUGCCUAUGACUAGGUUCUCACCCUUUAGCCCCUCUUUUAAGGCCUCCUCUUUUGGCAUUAAAUGGCAGAGCUGGCCCCUAGUUCCUUUCUCUCUUUCUACAAUAAGGAAUGUCUCCUCUUUCCUUCUCAGUUACUUAAUAAGCAAAAUGUCCACUGAGGAAGGGAGUGAGAUGAGAGUAAAUAUCAGAGUGCAUUUAAAUGUAGAG